Messenger RNA from Sander lucioperca (pikeperch), 1607 nucleotides. RefSeq names its product aquaporin-4. Gene Ontology annotation, molecular function: water channel activity. The transcript has 6 exons. The record is from RefSeq and is a predicted model, not a curated record. Gene Ontology annotation, cellular component: plasma membrane. NCBI's taxonomy places the organism in Eukaryota, Metazoa, Chordata, Actinopteri, Perciformes, Percidae. Bases 189 to 1019 code for a protein of 276 amino acids. Gene Ontology annotation, biological process: transmembrane transport.
UAAGGAGAGGGUGAGUAGAGAGACUGGGAGGGGGCAGGCUGCUCUCAUCAAAGGACCUCUCAGACUCUACAAGUUAAUGACGGAUGUAGCAGAGACCCUGAAGCCCUCAGACCCCGACAGCUACACACAGACAGACGGACAGCCAGAGAGACAGACCGACAUACAGCGGAAAAAAAACUGAGUUUGAAAUGACGUGGCGUGAGCUACGUAGUAAGCAGUUCUGGCGCGCCAUUCUCGCAGAGCUGCUUGGCACCCUGGUUUUAGUGAGCGCCGUGCUGGGUGCAUCUAUGCCAGGCCCUGGAGAGGCCCCCACGGGACCCCUGUACCCAGCAGUGGCAGUGGGUGUGACGAUUGUCGCACUGGGACACUGUUUUGGAGAAAUAAGCGGGGCACAGGUGAAUCCUGCAGUGACUUUGGCUCUGUUGGCCACUCGGAAGCUGGAAGUUGUCAGAGCUGUUGUUUACAUGGCUGCACAGUGUUUGGGGGCCUCUUUAGGAGCCGGGGCCCUCUACUUGGCCCUGCCAGUCAAAACCACUGCAGACCACUUCGUCAACAGGGUUCCUAUAGAGUUAAAUGCAGCCCAGGCUCUGGGCAUGGAGGUUUUGUGCACCUUCCAGAUGGUCUUCACUGUGUUCUCAGUAGAGGAUCAGCGGCGGAGGGAAAGCCCAGAACCAGGAAACCUGGCCAUUGGAUUAGCACACACUGCUGGAGUGCUAAUAGGGGGGCGGUUUUCUGGUGCUAGUAUGAACCCCGCACGUUCUCUGGGUCCAGCCAUCAUCACUGGAUUCUGGGAAAACCACUGGGUUUAUUUGAUCGGACCAGUGAUCGGUGCUAUACUGGCUGGAGUGUCCCAUGAGUUCUUCUUUGCACAAAGCGCCUCUCGCCAGAAGCUCGUGGCUUGUCUGACCUGUAAGGACAUAGAGAUUGUGGAGACGACCAGCAUGACGGGAUCAUCUCUGUCCACCGUCACACCGAACGCCAUGAGAGCCAAGCAGGCAAACAAACAAGAAAACAACUGAGGACACAUGCAUAAACAAACACAUAGAAACACAAUAUUACAGUGAUUUUUAUGAAGAUGCAUAGUGUAUCAAUUGUGCAGAGCUGGCUUGACGGCGGGAUUUAUCCUACAUUCAAUAUUACUGUUUCGAGUUCUGAAGCACUUUAUGAAUGAAAUGAAGAAGUAUUAAAACCCUUUACUUAUAGCAACACCUCAAGAGAUAAAUUGAACAAUUGUUUAUUAAUUGUAAGAUUGAUUAUAAGUUUCAUCCCCAGAUCUUUCUUUUAAAGUGUCCUUGUGCAAGACACUGAACCCUGAAAUGUGUCCCACAAUGAUAAAUCCGACGUUUAUUAACUCAAUUAAUAACUUUUUUCUAUAAAGUUUCAGAGGUGUUUAAGGAAAUUAUGAAAUAUAAAUGAAAAUGAUGAAAUAGCCAUUAUAAUUUCCCAAAGCCUAAGGUAUUCAAAUGUGUUGUUUUGUCUGACCAACAGUCUAAAACUAAAAACUUUAAUAUUUGAUAUUUUCUGCCUGAAAAACGACUCACACGAUUUAUCAAUUAUCCAAAUAGUUGCAGAUUAAUUUUCUGUCGAUUAAUUGUCUAAUUGUUUAA